AUGCCAACAUGUUUGACACACUUUUGCGCUGAAUGGCGCCGUGCUCGCCGGGUACUGCAGGUUCAAAACCUGGACUUGGAGACAAAGCGCGAACUUUACGGUGUUCUGACAUCUGACCUACUUGUCGGAUGUGAUGGACCGUUAGCAGAAAGACAUGGUGUCGGAUUCUGGCAAGCAGAUUUCGACGAGGCUGCUGGUGUCCGGAUAUGGUUGAUGCAGACAGGAACGGUUGUGGCAGGAUCUACUGACGAGGUCGACACAAACGAUGGAGACAACCAGCCUGACGAGAGUUUGAGCUCUGCCAGUCGCUCCAUUAACUUGCGAAGCAAGUCAGGCGCCCUGGGUCUUUUGAAAGGUCUGGCUAGACCGUCUCCCAAGAAACUUGAUGACCAGGCUUCAGUAUUCUCCUGGAAUCUGCAGCAAAUUGGCGCAGCCAAGGGUGCAGCAGCCGGUGAGCACCAUUUGCUUUUUCGCAAUCCUGACCAUCCCAUGUCGCAGUUUCCGAACGAGGCGAACAAGGAGGAGUUUGUGGGGCUGAUGAAGAAGAGCUUGAUGGCCGAAAGCCUUUUCUCCGAAGGCGUCGGGCCACAUCACAGAAACGAGGAACAGGCUAUCGCAACCACACAAGAUGCAGAGGACUUGUUUGAGGCCUUGUUGAUCCAUCAGCAAAUCUGCCGACUGACGUCCGGAUCGGUGCUUCAACUCGGUCGUGUGAUGGACGAGCUCGUGAAGAGAUGGAGCAUUCUGACAAAGUUUCGCCAGCUUAUCGAGAGAGAUACUGCAACAAUAGGAACAUUCAUUCAAACGUAUUUCCUUACCCCCAAAGUGAAAUACAUCGAUUCCAACGAGAUUUAUCAUUUUUUCCGCGGUGGCCCCGGCCUGCGUGACGUGACGGUGGAAGAGGUGCUUGCAUCUCUCGACGAAGACGGAGACGGAAAGGUGGACCUGCAGGAGUGUCAAAGACAGCUUUCUCUCGUUGCACCGCCCAGACCGAGCCUUUUGGAACUAGGCAGCCAGCUGGAGCUCAAGCACGGACUGGGCCGCAGCGCCAUCAGCAGUGGACUCAAGGAGCCGGCCUCCUUGUUUGAGCACCUUUGUACGGUGGAGAAGGUUAGCCCUCCGCCAGAGGAUGUGGCACGCCUCUACCGAGCCAUCAAUAGCAACCGGGGGAGCCGGGAGAUCGGCACUGAGAGUCUAUCGCAAAUGCUGCGGCAGCCGCCACUGGACAUCCAGUGGGGUGUGGAGGUGCAUACCAUCCCAGCUUUGUACGAUGCGCUCGCAUGCCGAAUGUUGACCGUCGAGAGGAGCCGUCAGAAGGAUGCUGCAGUGCUGCCUUCAGAGGCUUUUGUGCAAGGAGAAGUGCCGGAAUUGCCGGAACUGGAGCGGCGCUUCGCUCACCUGUGGGACAUGUACGGCAGCUCCCUUGUUGGCAGCGUCUCUGCACAGAGCGCGUCCAAGUUCCGGGAGCAUUGCUUUGCAAUGUACCAGCACCAUGCAGAUCAGAUAGCGGUAUGGAGAUCCAAUCACAGUGGCGAACUCCGACGUGGCCAGAUGGUCAGUGUUCACAAGUCUUUAUUCCCGAGCGUCGGGGACGUUGUUACCACGGCCUCUUGCCGCCUCGUGGCUGGGCAGACAUGUGUCGUGCGAUAUCGCUUGCAAGGGCCAUGCAGCUAUUAUGGCUCGGGCCAUACAGUUCUCAAGGAUGAGAGGGAGCCCGUGCCCUGGCCAGUCCCACGCAAAGUCUUGGGCGACACUCCUUUCAUUGCUUUGGUGCCACCGGGACUAAGCUACUGUGCAGCUGGAGGGGGUGGCUUCUAUUUGGGCCACCAGGCCUUCAACAACGUGGAUCCUAACUUGCGCGCGGACUUGCCCAAGAGUUCGGAUGGCCAGCCUCAGAUGUUGGGUCAUGUUGAGAUGUCGAUGCCUUCCUUCAGCCGUUCCCAGAGAGGCGGAAGUGGCAAGAUGCCAAAAAGCCAAGUCUUUGAAUUGCGGCUUUUCUGUUCUUCAAAGCAGCGAAUCAUUGGAUGCAUCGGCGAGCCGGUGAAAAUGACGGUGUGGAAUCAGAUGCCGCCUCCACCUCUGGAGUCAUUGCAGUUAAGAUGCGAAGGCCGCAACGUGACGCUUCGCUGGAAUGCUUUGGAACUCCUUGACUUACCGAAGGAAGCACAGGCUGAUCACGUGAGAGUCUUGGUGAAGACUUCGACCUCCGAGGAGACCGUUGUCCUGAAGCCGGAGGUCACGGAGCAUGAGCUGCAAGACUUGAUACCAGACACCGAAUACGAAUUCCGUGUUCGGGCCGAGAAUGUCGCCGGCAGCAGUCGGGAUUGUGUGGCGCAUUGCCGCAUCAAUGCUUACUGCCCUGCUCCUGCAGGCUUGACAUGUGCAUCCAUCGGGACGGCCCAAGUGGAGCUCGAGUGGUCAAGGCCAGGCAAGAUCGGCAACGAGGCAACCAAGGAUGCCUUUCAGAUCCACACAGAGCAAAUUCAGAGAUACAUUGCCACGCUGCGUGUGGUGGAUACAACCGGCGAGGAUGGAAACGAGGAGGGCAGUGACGGGAGCAGCCCCGGGUCUGAUAAGCCUCACCGGAGCAGGAAACGAGCACAAAAACACAACCUUAACCCGGACGCCGUGAAGGAAAGACCCUGCCAAUGGCUUCCUGAAGCCUUGCGAGAGGACCGGGGUCGCGGCAUCAUCCAAGCCACGUUGCUGGGUCUCCGGCCGGAUACACGCUACAUGCUGUUCGGGCUCUGUGCAGAGAACUCUGUUGGCUCUGGAGCGUGUUCGCCGAAUCUGGAAUUCUGGACAAUCCCUUUGGUGCCACGCGUGGAGAGAUGUCGCGUGCGACAGGGCCAGGUCUUGUUGGCGCUGUCUGAGACUGGUGGGGCGUGCGUGCACGAGUAUGCCGUGUCUGUUUUGAAGGAAGGCAUGCCCGAGGACAACGCUGUAAGCUGGACCAUUCCUCAAGCUGCCUUGCAGCCAGAAGGCGAACCCGAAGAG
Molecule: messenger RNA, 2997 nt
Organism: Symbiodinium necroappetens
Lineage: Eukaryota; Dinophyceae; Suessiales; Symbiodiniaceae
Source: the annotation of a GenBank genome assembly